AUGCACGACAAACCCAUCACGGAGCAGACGGAUCCCGAGAUUCUGAGCGAUUACAGCCUUCAAUUAAACAGAUGGCUGCUCAAAUCCAUAGGUGCCUGGCCUAAGUCAUCCUCCACCACCAAAACGGAAUUAACAGUCUCAUUAAUUUUGACCGUGAUUGGCUACACCACCAUUUUGAUCACCGUAAUUCCCGCCAUCCUGCAGCUGAUUUUAGGGGACAUCGACUUGCAUACAAAGGUGGUACUUGUGGGUCCGAUGUCCCAUUGGUGUCUGGGCGGCAUCGGGUACACCAUGUUGCUGAUGCACGAUGAGGAGAUAAAAUGGUGCGUGGAACGAGUGAAAAACGACUGGCGGUCUAUAAUGAACCCCGAGAUGCAGCAGACGAUGAUCAAAAACGCGAAACUCAGUCGCUACGUGGUCUCCCUGUGCGCGAUUCUUAUGCAGAGUGCGGUUUUGGGCUUCGGUGUCGAGAAAGCGUUGUCCACGCAGGUCAUCACGGUCGGAAACGAAACUAAGGUCGUGCACAUGCUACCUUGUGCCACGUAUAGGAAACUGCUACCCGUCGACACCAGUCCCACUUUUGAAAUCGUUCUUGUCGCGCAACUUGUUUCCGGAUUUUUCGUGAACGGUACUUUCGCCGGUGCUUUCAGUUUGGCUAGCGCUUUUACACUGCACGCGUACAGUCAGCUGAAUAUACUCGCCACGUGGAUCACGGAAGCUGUGGAUCAGUCGAGUUUGAACGAUGUUGGGGCUAUCGUAAGAAAACAUUUGGCAAUUUUGAGUUUUAUAUCGCGUAUAGAGGCAAUAAUGAACGAGAUAUGCUUCAUGGAAUUGUUCAAGUGUACCUUUAGUAUAUGCCUGCUUGGAUUCAAUAUUAUUUUGUGCAAUAAAAUUGGUGAAGCAAUCUAUAUGUCGAAUUGGUACUAUUUAGCCGACAAAGAUAUUCACAAUCUAAUGAUGAUCAUUUCAAGAUCCUGCGUGGAGACUAAAAUCACCGCCGGGAAAAUAGUUCACAUGUCCUUCUAUACGUUAGCUUCUGUUAUAAAAUCCAGCUUUGCUUACACGAAUAUACUGCUGCAAACAACAUAA
Megachile rotundata (alfalfa leafcutting bee) is the source of this 1089-nucleotide messenger RNA. RefSeq lists its product as uncharacterized. Gene Ontology annotation, molecular function: olfactory receptor activity; odorant binding. Gene Ontology annotation, cellular component: plasma membrane. The record is from RefSeq and is a predicted model, not a curated record. Lineage: Eukaryota; Metazoa; Arthropoda; Insecta; Hymenoptera; Megachilidae. Gene Ontology annotation, biological process: sensory perception of smell; detection of chemical stimulus involved in sensory perception of smell.